Molecule: messenger RNA, 2080 nt
Organism: Ectocarpus siliculosus
Lineage: Eukaryota; Phaeophyceae; Ectocarpales; Ectocarpaceae
Source: the annotation of a GenBank genome assembly
GCCUCACCACCGCCACGACGGCAGGACGUGCAAGGCGUCGUGAGGCUCGUUUCUGAGAGCUAUACCCAUGGAGCUUCAGCCGAAUGGUAUGGUAGCAGCUGUUGCGUACGUGAAUGGUGGGGCCAAGAUGGACAAUGACGCUCGCGACGCCAUUCAGGAGCAGGCAGACGCUGCGCCUGUUGCGGUGCGUGGGUCAGACGCACUCUUGGAGAAACGGCGAGCAGACAAAAUUCUCAUUGCGCGCAUGCUGGAUAUGGACGAGCCUUUCAUGACUGAGAAGAUGAUCCAGUUUUUGUCAGUUGAUGGAGCCUGCGAGUUGUACGUUACGUUCAUUUCACAAAUCGGCGAGGAGGACGAGGUACGGAAAAGCCCGCGUAAAGGCUCCGAGGGAUUGUUGUGUAAGCGACCGGAGCCUGGAGAUGAGGUUUCUGAGCAGCUGAAGCGGUCGUUCCGGGCUACAAUGCUGCUGGCAAACAGUGAACCUUCAGAUAAUCACAGGACAUUCUUGGCAAAGAAGGCACGAGAGUUAACAGCUGCUGUUCUCAAGGUCUUUUGGCCGAGUGCGAAAGGGAGCUUGCACCACGCAUGUUGCGUGCUGGAUUACCUGCUGAGGUCGUAUGCAGACGAGGUGUUCGAGACAUUGGGGCGAUCUCGCGAAUCGCUGGAACGACAUCUAGGACCCAUGCUUCGAUGGGCAGAGUACUCGCCUGUUUCUGAAACAAUGGUCAAACUACUCACCUUUCCAUCGGUGGGAGGCGCGGUGACAGGCGCAGCUGCUACCUACCAGACAUCGGCACCAAGCAAGUGGCGGUUGUAUUCUGGUCUUGCAGACUGGCGGUUUCUUCUGCGGGUUGCGGAGAACAUCUUCGAUCGAGAGUGCUCCGAUUCAUACGCCUCGGCGUGUGCGGACCUUCUCCUCGAGGUGGUGGAUCGACUAUCGUCCGACGACAAUGGGGAGUUGCUGCUUCAACCCAUUGGGUACUGCAAGGAACUGGUUGACGGGCUGGCAGCCAUGGCGGUUGACCAAGGUCUUCCACUAGAGCGGCGGACAGAUAGCGCACGAACUCUGCUGGGAAUAACGCAAAAGGCAGCCGACGCGAAUAUCGUCUUCGUCAACGCACGCACGUCAAUGUAUGACUCGCAACCAACAACUACUGUGGUUCCAAAUCGACUGAGCUCUGUGCGAGAGCUACUUCAUGAGCAGCUACGAACCUGGUUGCCGAAGUUUUGCGUCGCAGUCUCCAACUGCGAUGACAAGGGUCCAGGCAGGCAAGCGGAAGAGACUUCGGAAGCAGUGGCACAUCCAGGGUAUGAAGUGAAGCGUCCGUUCACGAUGCUUCGGUAUGUCCUGGUCGGUAUUGUAUAUGAGAUCGUGAAUCGAGAUCCUCAGCAGCUGGAUGCCCUGCCAGUGGAGCUAUGGAAGGCGUUGUGCAGCUGGUUCUUCCGAUAUCCCCAUAACAACCUGUACCACAGCAUCUUCUACAAGCUUGUUUUCAAGGUGCUGAGAUGCAACAACGUUGGCGCGUUACGGAUGGUGGUAUCGAAGGGGCGACUGGUGGCGCGCCUCGUGGACUCUCACGCAGACGGCGAUAAGAGUGCUGGAAACAGGGGUUUUGUGCUGCAGCUCUGCAACGCCAUUCGCCUCCAGGCAGAUACAAUGCCCCCGACAGAGUUCCUUCGGAACUACCUCAACUCCCAUGAGCAGUGGCGCAAUUUCUUGGGAAGUCUACGGGAGGCUACGCUUGAGCAGCAAAGGCCUGGAUUGGGCUUUGAGGUGCCCGUGGUGCCUCAGUAUUACGCAAACGGGCCAGAGGCUCUGGGACAACAGCCGCUUCCAGAGGACGUAGGAAUCGACCAUGGAUCCGCCUACGCUAGAGCGCUCGGCUUUGAAGAUGACAUUGUGUGGUUACCUGAUGAGCCCGUGGGAACUCGCAAAAAGAAGAAGAAAAAGAAAAAGAAGAAGAAAAAGGCGGGUGGGGCUGCGGGCGAGGCACGACCAGCGGACGACGAGGGGGAAGACGAAGAAGAUGACGGAGAUGUUUGUGAUGCCGAUGACGCAUCAGAUGCCACGGGUUUGUAA